CCCCCCCCCCCCCCCCCCCAAAAAAAAAAGAAAUGGGAUUGAAAAGAUUUUUACUUUUGGAUAUAAGAUAUUACUGCUUUUGAGCAAAUAAAAAUGAAAAAAAGGAUAAAAAAUUCUCAAGCUUGGUGUGGUGCCUCAAACAAAUGUUACUCGAUCGAUAUAUACAAAAUAUUACAGCUAGUAGUAAACUAAAUUAACUAUGUGUUGGAAAUAAUUAUUCAAACUACUUUGAAGCUUUGCUUAGUUGUUCUUCUCUCAUCUCUGUCUAGCAUCUGAUCAUUCCCUUCUAGUUACCUUCUACCUCUGUUAUUCUUAAAUUUCCUGUUAGUAUUUGUUCAUUUUUACCUUGUUUCUUGAAUUCUCAGUUGUAAUUUUUAGAUUCACAAGUAUAAUAUACGUUAGAGUUGUGUAACUAAGUUCGUCUGUAGUUCCGCAAAAACAUAUUUAAUAAUUUGAAAAGUGUCUUUGAGCUAUUUUAAAAAAAACAAAAAAAGUAAUCACAACCAAGCAAAAUCAAAAUGUGUUUGAACUGAAUUUGCAAGGUUAUAAGUGAUGAUUUAGAAGUGAAAAUUUUGCAGUAUUUUUCUUUUCAUUAUAUAAGUAUUGCCUCAAUUCAUGCCCUAAAAGUUUCUUUGAACUUUUGUUUCGGUGUUUGGUGUCACGUUGGAGUUAGACUAGUUCGGAAUCUGAAUCACUCACAAGCUACACUAAUUUGAAUCAGUCUCAUUGAAACCCGACAAGUUCAAAUUAAUAAUGCUAGAGCCAGACUGACCAAGAAUUUUUUCAAAUACAUGACUCGAAACCAAAACUUCUGAUUGUUUUCGGAGUUUAACCAAAGCAAUUUUAUCAGCAUCCCUGAUUCAAUCUCCUUCAUGGAAAUUUGUUAGCAAUGAGCUGAUGUUCAUCCCCUUCAACUCCCUUCUUUCUCAACUCUCAAAGCUAAAGCUUCCCAUCUCAACAACCAAGCAGCUUCACGCUAUCAUAAUCAAGACUCAUCUUUCACAAGACCCAUUUUACGCUACUAGAAUUCUACGCUUCUACGCUCUAAACUACGACAUUAUCUCUGCACACAACGUGUUUGAUAAAACUCCCCACCGAAGUAUUUAUCUCUGGAACUCCUUAAUUCGAGCUUAUGCUAAAGCCCACAAAUUUAAAGAUGCAUUUUUACUGUUUAAGGAUAUGGUUAAUACUGAAAUAAAGCCUGAUAAUUUCACUUACGCGUGCCUUGUUCGAGCUAGCUCUGAGAAUUUUGAUGUGCAUAGCUUGAGGAUUUUACAUGGAGGGGUUGUGCUAUCUGGGUUGCAGUGGGAUUUCAUCUGUAGUAGCCAACUUGUAAGUGCUUAUUCAAGAUUGGGUUGUAUAGUUGAUGCAAGAAAAGUGUUUUCUGGGAUAAUUGAGCCGGAUUUGGUUCUAUGGAAUUCGAUGAUAUCGGGUUAUGGGUGUCUUGGAGAGUUGGAGAAGGGGAUGGGAUUGUUUAGUAGAAUGAAGAAAGUGGGGGUGAGGCCUGAUGAAUACACAAUGGUGGGGUUGAUUAUGACUAUUGAUGAUCCUAGUGUGCUGAAAAUGGGUGAAGCAAUCCAUGGAUUUUGUUUAAGGCUUGGUAUAGAGUCGAAUGAUCAUGUGAACAGUCUUCUUGUUGGUAUGUAUUCUAGGUGUAAACGUAUGGAUUCAGCGUUUAGCGUCUUUCAUAGACUUGUAGAACCUGAUUUAGUUACAUGGUCUUCUUUAAUUGGCGGUUUUUUGUUUUGUGGUGAUAGUGUUAAGGCCUUGGAUUUCUUCAGAGAAAUGAAUAUGAAAGGUGCAAAGGCAGAUGCAUCGUUGAUAGCCACUGCACUGACUGCUUGUUCUCAGUUGGCAAAUGUACAACCAGGCAGCGAGAUACACGGUUCUGCUUUUCGACAUGGAUAUCACUUGGACGUUAUGGUCUGCUCUGCUCUAGUUGACAUGUACUCAAAAUGUGGAUUCUUGGAAUUGGGAUAUCGAGUUUAUAGGACUAUGGCUAUCAAGAAUAUUGUUUCAUACAAUUCAGUUAUUUCAAGUUUUGGUUUAUAUGGACUUGCAUCUCAGGCCUUUCAGGUAUUCGAGGAGGCACUAGAGGAAGGGCACAAACCAGAUGAAGCUACUUUUUCUGCACUCCUUUGUGCAUGUUGCCAUGCUGGCCUUGUCAAUGAUGGUCGAGAAUAUUUCAGAAUAAUGAAAGAUCAAUUUGGCAUCUCAGCUAACACCGAACAUUAUGUUUACAUGGUUAAACUUCUCGGAAUGGAAGGACAAUUAAGUGAAGCUUAUGAACUUGUCCAGUCUCUGCAAGAACCAAUUGACUCUGGCAUUUGGGGGGCACUAUUGUCAUGCUGUGAUGCUCAUAGAAAUUAUGAGUUGGCAGAAAUUGUAGCUUAUCGUCUUUUUGGUAAUAAGCCAGAGAAUAGUAGUUACAGAGUUAUGCUGUCAAAUAUGUAUGCUAGUGAUGGGAGGUGGGAUUUGGUAAAUAAGUUGAGAGUAGAUUCUGGAUCAACAAAGUUGAAACUUCCUGGUAAAAGCUGGAUUACUAGUAAAAAUCAUUCCUUUGAAAGGAACUCUUGAGGUCUCUCCUGUGAUGCAUCUUUCUCAAGUUCUCUUGGUUGAAUCUAGGAUCAGAAGCUGCUAGUGGAGGUCUCUGUUCUCUACAAAAGUUCAAUCAGACUGGUCGCUCUCUGACUGCUCAAGAACGGUGAGAAAUGAAUGCAGCUAUGGAAUAAAAAGGGCAGCCCUGUGCACCAAAGCUCCCGUUAUGCACGGGGUCUGGGGAAGGGCUUGGACCACAAGCAUCUAUUUCUGCCCGCAGCAAUGGAAUAUUUUUGGAAAAAUAGAGGAAAGCAGAACUCUUUCUUUUUCUUCUUAGAGAGAGAAUUAACUUGGGAGUUACUGUUGUUUGUUGUUUGUUCCUAAAAGCAUGUUUCAUUUUCUCGCUUGUACAUUGGCAGAAUUUGUGUGAAGCAUUUACAAGAUUAUGCAUCUGAUGUAGUGUUAGAUGGAGGUCUAUGUGGUUCUGACAUCACUGCUUAUUUGUUACUCUGUACCCUUUAAUUAGAAACUUUGUAGAAUCACCCUUAAAACUACAGGUGUUAAAGUUAGAUUAAUGUCAUUAUGAUGACAACUUGUCACCAGAAUCAAUACUCCAGUGGAAUGACAAUCAAACUUUUCCAUCUUCUCUUCAAUUGUUUGCAUUAGUGUUUGCGCUGUUGCUUAAGGUUUUAUUAAGGAUGCUUGGAAUUCACAAAUUUGUACUACAUGAUUAUUGAUUUCCCAGUAUAGAAAAAGAAGGGGAGAAAAAAAGAGAAUGAUAAAUGAAAUCACGAUACAGUUUUUCUGUUUCUAUAAGUAACUUGUACAGGCUGCUGUAAUGUCUCAUGAAAUCUUGAUCAUUUGGAGUGUGGAUUAAAUCUUAGCUGUUGUGUAGUAUGAAGGAAGUUAUCCUUUGAGCCCUUAGGACUUUGGUCUAGUGGUAAGAGCAUAGUGCGUGCUGUGUGGUUUAGAUGCACGUGUGACGUGAUGGAUUCAAACCCUGCUACUGAUAAAGUCUGGUAAAUAAGUGGAGAAGGGUAGAGGGUGGGCCUACUAUCUAAAAAAAGAAAAAAAGGUUAUUCCUUUGAAUGGAUUUGCUUUGCAUAAAUUUUGAAGAAUAAUCAUAUUGCUAUAGCUCUAUAUGUGGACCAUCUUAACAAUUGGUGUAAGUUUUCAUAUUUUGUGCAAGCAUGCGCGCUUCUGUCAAUAUUGACAUCUUUUAGGCUGGCAUUUUUAUUAUACAACUGGUUGCUCAGGCAGUUUCGGAAUCCUUAACUCUAAAUGUAAUUUUCGUGCUCUUACCGAUCACUAUUUAAAUGUUGCUCAAAUGGAAAAUUUGCAUCGAGACUCCGGAACUCUUCUAAAAUUCACACACGUUUAAAUGUGUUAAAGGCGCAUAAGCCGAUCUAAAAAAGGUCUUUUAGUUAUAUCCUUUCUGUGUAAGCGGAACUUAUGAAUAACUUUUCUAGUUUAACAUACUUUUCUUUCAAUUUGUAGAAGGGCCUGAUGGUCGAAGGCUUGAAGCUCUCCUGGAUCGCAAAUUUAGUUUCCUGACCAUUUUGCUACCUCAAGUGAAAGGUGUCACAGGUUUGAAACAACUCUCUUCCAUAAGGCAAGACAGCUGGUGGAUUCGAUUUGUUCAGUUGUUAUCUUUGUGCUUCAAAUUUGUUGCUUCUCAAGGACCCAAAGUAUUUAUAAGAAAACAUUAUGGCAAUUCAAAGCAUCAAAGCUAAAGUUAAUAUUAGAUAUUGUACUCAGCCUUCUGCAGAGUUGGUACCUAUGCUGCAUAUGAUGAGAUCCUUGUAAUAGCCUCUUCCUUGAGCCCUGGAAGACGACAAGUUAUAAGAAUUAUCAAGGCGCGCAUGUAUUUAGCAUUUAAUUAAUAAUUCUUGAAGUUUGAUUAGAAGUUUGAGUGCUACAUAAAUGUUGAAUGUAUCAAGGGAAGAUGGUCCAAUUUGUUAAAUUGUGUUAAGAAUUUAUUUCUAUUC
Molecule: messenger RNA, 4526 nt
Organism: Capsicum annuum
Lineage: Eukaryota; Viridiplantae; Streptophyta; Magnoliopsida; Solanales; Solanaceae
Product: putative pentatricopeptide repeat-containing protein At1g64310
Exons: 3
Coding region: 898-2577 (559 amino acids)
Biological process (GO): RNA modification
Molecular function (GO): RNA binding; protein binding
Source: RefSeq, a predicted model, not a curated record